CUUCCCCACACCCCCGGGCCGCCCCCGACCCCAGCGGCGGCUGCAGCCGGGCCGGGCCGAGCCGAGCCGAGCGGAGCCGAGCCGAGCAGGGGCGCUGCGAGGCUCCGGCCGCAGGGGAGCGCGGCUGCGGCAGCCCCCGCCUGCGGCCCGGGAGGGGGCGGCGGGUCCCCGCCGAGGGAUCUCUACCUCACCUUGCUGCCUCGGGACGGCCCCAGAAAAGCAGCAGAAAAAAAAGUUGAGAGCGCAGGAAGUUUUAGGAGCAGCUGGGAGAGUAACUCGGGAGCUCCGGCUGCGAUUUCGGGCUCCGUUUUAAUUUUUUAUUUCAUUUUAUUUUAUUUUAUUUUAUUUUUGGACCUCCAGCAACCCGCGACAGCAACAACCAAAAAGUGCAGGGGGUGGGGGACAGAUAAAUUGCGAGAGGCAAGCGCCAGGUUUCUUUGCAGAGCCGCGGUCCCGUGCCCAGCGGAUCCCAAUGCAACUGCUCAUCCUCCUCCUCCUCUACGCCGUCGUCUGUGCGAACUUUUGCAGCCGUCAGGGCACCACCGCCCCUGCCCAGAGCGGAUCUAUAAAAGCCUUGCGGUCCUCCAACAUCAGGCGAGAUGAGAGCAAUCACCUCACAGACUUGUACCGAAAAGAAGAGACCAUCAGCGUGGCAGGGAACGGCUGCAUUCACAGUCCUCGCUUCCCGAGCAGUUACCCCAGGAACCUCCUGCUGACAUGGCGGCUCCACUCCCCAGAGAGCACCAGGAUCCAGCUCACCUUCGAUAAUCAGUUUGGACUGGAAGAGCCUGAAAAUGAAAUCUGCAGGUAUGACUUUGUGGAAGUGGAAGAUUUGUCAGAGACCAGCACUGUUAUACGAGGACGGUGGUGUGGGCACAAGGAAGUACCUCCAAGAAUAACAUCAAGAACAAAUCAGAUAAAGAUAACCUUCAAAUCCGAUGACUACUUUGUGGCUAAACCUGGAUUCAAGAUUUGUUACUCCCUUGUGUGUAGCUCGAAAGAGGCAGAUUUUGCAAACACUCAGGAAAUGGAUGAUUUCCAGCAUGCAGCCUCAGAAACCAACUGGGAGUCAGUCACAAGCUCUGUCUCAGGGGUCUCCUAUCCCUCUCCAUCAGUGACUGACCCUACGCUCACAGCAGAAGCACUGGAUCAGACCAUUGCUGCAUUUGACACGGUGGAGGAUCUGCUCAAACACUUUAAUCCAGACUCCUGGCAAGAAGAUCUGGAGAAUUUGUACACAGACAGUGGCCACCAUUAUCGAGGCAGAAGUUACCAUGACAGGAAGUCCAAAGUUGACCUGGACAGGCUGAAUGAUGAUGUGAAACGUUACAGCUGCACUCCAAGAAACUAUUCUGUCAAUUUAAGGGAGGAACUGAAGCUGACAAAUGUAGUAUUCUUCCCUCGCUGCCUCCUCGUCCAGCGCUGUGGAGGAAAUUGUGGUUGUGGGACUUCGAAUUGGAAAUCCUGCACAUGUGUGUCAGGGAAAACAGUGAAAAAAUAUCAUGAGGUGCUGAAAUUUGUCCCUGAGGCUGGGCAUCCUCGAAGGAAAGGUAGAACCAGGAACAACAUGGCUUUAGUAGAUAUACAGUUGGAUCACCAUGAGCGUUGUGAUUGUGUCUGCAGUUCAAGACCACCACGAUAAAACAAAAACAAAACAAAACAACAACAACAACAACAACAAAAGAUAGAAAGAAAAGGGAGAAACAGAAACAGAGAAAGAGAGAAAGAAAGAGAGAAAUAAAAAACCCAAGACCCACUAAUUGCAGCUUACCAGACAUUUACUUUUAAGCGGGAUUGCUCUGAGGACCUUUAUUCACUAAUCACUUGAACUUUGCUAUUAACCUGCCUUUUCAAUUAGCAAAAAUGAUUAAAUGAUUGUUGUGUUUCAGUAUAGCCAUGUUGAUUAGUGCCACGGCAGCUAAACAGGUAUAUCAUAGAUUUAUAUAUCAACAUCCAAGAAUAUAGGGUUAUGGUUUUCUAUAGCUAGAUUCUGAGGGUUGGGAUUUCAAAAGCUCACUUACAGUCCUUAGGCACACAAUAAUGCCCACUGAUAUUGUGGUAAUGAAAGAGCAUUUGUUGUGUUUAUGCACAUCUCUCAUUCAGUAUUUCCUAUACUCAAAUUCUGCUGCCAUUUCUACUUGCUGAACUCUCCUGACUGGCAGUAGGGUUUUGUGGGUAUAAAUGAAGAGAGAAUUUGAGCCUGUAUGAUUGGAAAAUGGUUAAUUCAGCUCUAAAAAACGAACUUCCCAGUGUUCCUUCCCAACACAGUGAGAUGCAAUGAGGAAAAUCCAUGACUACAUGAAAUACAACACUAGUAGAGUCAAAUCUCACUGUCUGUACUUGAGCAAACCUUGUGCUGAAAUUACUAAAUGCUUUGUGUAAUCUGGGACACUAGUGGUGGUAGGGGGUACAGAGGUGGGUACUUUUGCCACGAUGACUCCACAGGAGCCAUCGUCCAUGUGCUUCUGCAAGCACACUGAGAUGGGGCUCCCUUCACAUCCCCAAGUAAAUCCCUAUGGCCUAGGCCUGAUUCUGAUCUCUACUCACCUGAACUGGACUCCUGCCACUUGCCCUGAGCAAGUUGCCCAGGAAGGGCCCUCUCUAUAUGAAAAGCAAGAUAGAGCUUCCCCAAGUCCCCCCCUCACUGUAUUUGGGGGCGUGUUGUGUCUCCUCAAGCAGGUGAUUAAAUAGGGCACUUGUUUGUUGAAAAUAUGAUUUGUUUUGCAGUUGUGUUACUGGGAAACUAAACUGUGUUUGAGAUUUAAUUAUCGUUAUUUGGUUUGGGGUUUGUUUGUUUGUUUGUUUGUUUUAAAUAUGGAUUAUUAUAACUUUGUCAUAUAUCCAUUAAUCUUAGUUAUCUGAGGCUAGUUGUCUCACUUCAGCUAUGUGUAUUGCCACGGUUAAACUGUUGACAGUGAAUUUCUUUUUGAUUGCAUUUUUCUGAGGCAUAUUAGCUCAUUAAGCAAUGUCUGUCUGUCAUGGAAAAUGUGCAUCAUUUAUUAACUUCCACAAGAAUAUUAUUAAACACCACCUUGUAAUAAAAUAAGCACUUUACAAGCUACAGCAUAGCUUCCUAUGCCUUUUAAAAUAUUAUGAAAGUGCUCUAGAUGAAAAUAAAAUAAAACAAAAUAAAAUAAAAUAAAAUCUUUCCAAAAUAGCUUUAAAGGCUUUAAAACGCUGCUCCAAAAGUUGUUCAGUGUAAAACACAGACAGCUUUAGGUCUGUGAAAGAACUGGAGUUCUUUCAUGAAUGUAACAGAGGGAAUGGGGUGGCACAUUUAAUGGCUGAGGUUUUAUAUUUAAUAGCAGACAUAGACUGCAUUGGUCCAUCUUGUUUAUGUUGCCUCUUGUGUUUCUGCCUCUCUGAAAGAGCAAAGUAGUUUGACAAUAGUGUGUCAUAAUUAGUGAAAACUGUUAUAUGCUAUAGUAUAAUAUUGAAAGCCAUUAAGGUAUGUUUUAGCAAUACACAAUUUUAUGUUUCAUAAUGUGCAGUAUUGUUCAGACUUAGCCUAUCAGCUCAAGUAUUUUAUAAGUGCUUUUUUUUUUAUAAUUUUAACAAAACUUUACUGAAACAUCCCUUAGAAAUGUUGUGUUGCUUUUCCUCCUGUACGUUAACAUUUAAGAUUCAAAAUGUGUGGGGUUUUUAUUAUUAUUAUUUAUAUUAAUUUUUCCUCUCUGGCUCCCAGAUGUCUAUUUAAAAAUGCUCCCAAAUGCUGCGUUGGGAGGUGAUUCAUCAUUUUUCACAGCAAUUCAUUUUAAAAGAACAACAAUGUAACCAAAGACUGCUGGCUUCACUUCUUUUCAGGGCUGUUUAAAGAAGACUUAAUUCUUUUUCUGUCUCUAGCUUUAUAAUAAGAUUGACCCAGACCUUCCAUAAUUUUCAGCUAAUUUGGAAAUAAAUUUGCAUGUCAGACCUUGACAGUACUGAUUGUUUAUGAGAUACUCUUUCUAAUGCAUAUUCCUGACUGAAUUGUGCUUGAACUAUGCUUAAGCACUCUGGCCUAAUAGUACCAGUGGUAGGAAUCAUCUGUCUCACAUAAUUUUGUGCCUUGAGGGGUCCUUUGAUUCCCACACAUCAAGGGAAGAUGUGCACCGUGUCUGGCAUCUCCCAUGCUCCUCUGCUUGCUCACCUGGUCUCCAUCCCCACCAACUCUGUCUUGGGAGGUGUUUACACCAUCUAAUUUUGGAGAUCCACCCUCAUCGGAGAGCCAGAGUCACUUCUCCAGGGAGCAAGGAGAGAGAUGUUCUUACAAAGUAUGCCAUAGACCCCAGAGAUCACCCAGUAUGGGAAUUUUCUCUCUCUUUUGACUGUGUAGAGAGAUUUAAAAUCUGAUUUGAGCAUCUAAAGGAGAUACACCAAGGCAGAUGGUAUGAUUACUCACUUUAAAGACUAAACAGCCAAUAGUUUUGCUAACUGAUUUAGAUUCAGGCAGCAGUGGAUGUCAGGAUCCAGGAGGAAAAUUCAGCUGUAAAAGAGUUUGGUAUAACAAGGAUUAUCCUCUUGCUUAAUGUUGGAUUUACUUACUUAAAAAGAGGCUAAACUUGUCACAAAACAUAAAAUGUUUCUCCUGUGACACUUAGCAAUGAAUCGAACCACUGACCAGGACUCACUGCUUCAUGCUGCCAUCUGCCAUAAAGACAGCAUGCUCCAGGCCAAUGCAGAAGAGUUAAGGAUAGGUUUUAUGUUGCAGUGAGGGGGAGAUAAAAAACAUCAACCGAGUAAAACUUUCAAAUUCCCUGACCCCAACCUGUAGUGAAUCUGGCAAAAUCAAAUACCAGCAAUUUUUUUAUUUAUAGCAGAAAUUGCAGAGAUGUUUUUCCACACCUAUUUUUUUCUUUCAUUUAUGUAAUAAAUUCCAUGUUGUUUACAUAUUGUUUUAAUGUAAAAAGCAAUGCUAUUAAAAAAAAAAAAAAUCUCAUUCAUUUUUAUUGGUGGAAUUGGGCACCCUAAAAUAUAUACAUUUUCAAAGCAAA
Anas platyrhynchos (mallard) is the source of this 4973-nucleotide messenger RNA. RefSeq names its product platelet derived growth factor D (gene PDGFD). Gene Ontology annotation, molecular function: growth factor activity; platelet-derived growth factor receptor binding. The record is from RefSeq and is a predicted model, not a curated record. Gene Ontology annotation, cellular component: membrane. NCBI's taxonomy places the organism in Eukaryota, Metazoa, Chordata, Aves, Anseriformes, Anatidae. Gene Ontology annotation, biological process: positive regulation of cell migration; positive regulation of cell population proliferation; positive regulation of phosphatidylinositol 3-kinase/protein kinase B signal transduction.